This is a messenger RNA of Acomys russatus (golden spiny mouse), 2535 nucleotides long. It is a transcript of the gene Dennd6b, whose product is annotated as DENN domain containing 6B. The record is from RefSeq and is a predicted model, not a curated record. Gene Ontology annotation, cellular component: recycling endosome. NCBI's taxonomy places the organism in Eukaryota, Metazoa, Chordata, Mammalia, Rodentia, Muridae. Gene Ontology annotation, molecular function: guanyl-nucleotide exchange factor activity. The transcript is spliced from 20 exons. Bases 228 to 1985 code for a protein of 585 amino acids.
CAUUAUCGGGGAGCGCCACCAUCUCCAGACCCUUCUAACAGGCUUGGGGCCUUUCUCGCUGGUACGUUAGGUGAUGCCCCAGGGCGGACGCACCUCUAAGCACCAGGGGGCGCGCGGCUGCUCCAGGGGCCCAUCUGGGCCUGCGGCGGCAGCUCGACUGCUCCAAGGCGGGCCAGGUGAACCCCUGCGUUUCCCCGCAACGUGCGGGGACCGCUGGAGCUACCACCAUGGAGGUGCCGGUGGGCACCGGGCCUCGGCAAGUUGGCGGAGGACUAGAUGCGACUAGAUCCACGUCCUCCGGCCGCGCAGAGCGGGCCUCGGCGGUACCGUGGGCGCGCUUCUCUGCCUGGCUGGAGUGCGUGUGCGUGGUCACCUUCGAUCUGGAGCUGGGCCAGGCGCUAGAGCUAGUCUACCCAAGUGACUUCCGGCUCACAGACAAGGAGAAAAGCAACAUCUGCUACCUGUCCUUUCCAGACUCCCACUCAGGAUGCCUUGGAGACACUCAGUUCAGUUUCCGUAUGCGUCAGUGUGGAGGACAGAGGAGCCUCUGGCAUGUUGAUGACAGGCCUUACAACAGCAAGGCCCCCUUGGCACUGCAGAGGGAGCCAGCGCACUACUUGGGCUAUGUGUACUUCAGGCAGGUGAAGGACAGCUCUAUGAAGAGGGGCUACUUCCAGAAGUCUUUAGUGCUGGUGUCCCGCCUGCCAUUUGUCCGGCUGUUUCAGUCACUCCUAACCCUGAUCGCCCCUGAGUACUUUGAGAAGCUGGCACCCUGUCUGGAAGCAGUUUGUAAUGAGAUUGACCAAUGGCCAGCCCCCGUGCCCGGGCAGACCCUGAACCUACCUAUCAUGGGAGUUGUCUUUCAGGUGCACAUUCCAUCCAGGGUGGACAAGCUGGAAUCCAAUCCCCCAAAGCGGUGUGACCAAGAGAACCUGCUGCCAGCCCCGGUCUUCCUCACAAGUGUCCAUGAACUGGAUCUGUUUAGGUGCUUCCGGCCAGUGCUGACCCACGUGCAGACCCUGUGGGAGCUCAUGCUCCUUGGAGAGCCCCUAGUGGUCCUGGCACCCUCCCCUGACGUGUCUUCAGAGCUGGUGCUAGCCCUGACCAGCUGCCUACAGCCCCUGAAGUUCUGCUGUGAUUUCCGCCCCUACUUCACCAUUCACGACAGCGAGUUCAAGGAGCUAACAACACGAACACAGGCUCCACCAAACGUGGUCCUGGGAGUCACAAACCCUUUCUUUAUCAAAACACUCCAGCACUGGCCCCACAUCCUCCGAAUCGGGGAGCCUAAGAUGUCAGGGGACCUUCCUAAGCAGGUCAAGCUUAAAAAACCCUCUCGGCUGAAGACCCUCGACACCAAGCCAGGCCUCUACACCUCAUACACUGCCCACCUCCACCGGGACAAAGCAUUGCUUAAAGGACUGCUCAAGGGCGUACAGAAGAAGCGACCGUGGGAUGCGCUAAGUGCCCUGCUGAGGCGACACCUCCUGGAGCUCACGCAGAGUUUCAUCAUCCCUCUGGAGCACUACAUGGCCAGCCUCAUGCCACUGCAGAAAAGCAUUACACCCUGGAAGAGCCCCCCCCAGAUCUGCCCCUUCCGCCAGGAUGAUUUCCUGCGAAGCCUGGAGCAUGCUGGACCCCAGCUCACCUGCAUCCUCAAGGGCGACUGGCUGGGCCUCUACAGGCAGUUUUUCAAGUCCCCCCAUUUCGAUGGCUGGUAUCGGCAACGACACAAAGAAAUGGCCCAGAAGCUGGAGGCUCUGCACCUGGAAGCUAUUUGUGAGGCGAACAUCGAGGCCUGGAUGAAGGACAAGUCGGAGGUGGAAGUGGUGGACCUAGUCCUGAAACUUAGGGAGAAGCUGGUGCGGGCACAGGGCCACCAGCUCCCUGUGAAGGAGGUGACACUGCAGCGGGCUCAGCUGUACAUCGAUACAGUUAUUGGCUCCCUGCCUAAGGACCUGCAAGCAGUCCUGUGCCCUCCCUAGGACAGGGCCCGCUUGUGUGGUCCUGGGGGCCUAAGUCUGCCAAGUCCCCUUCGCCUUGAGGGCCGGCCUCUGCCAAGCUGGAGCUUCCAGCCUUGGGCUCCUACCUCAGCUUCAGCCCCUCCCCCAGAACCAGCUUUGUCCCAGCAGUAAAACGACAUUUGGAAUGACAGUCUGGUGGUCCCUGACUAUUGGGGGAUUCUGUGCUGGCACUGCCUCACUCCUUCUUGGCCCCUACCUGUCCUCCACAGCUGGAGGUGGGAGUGGGCUUAGUAACCCUCACUGAUGUAGGUGCCUUCACCACCCGCCCCCCUCCUGGCUCCCAUCUGCCCACACUCCAGGAUGUCUUGUGUUGUGGGUCCUUUAGCCCAGCAUGCUUCCCAGCCCAGGAUGGAGGGAGGCAGCUGCCAAGGGCAGCCCCUCUCUACAGCUCAGGCCAUCUUCUGGGGGAGUGAUGGGGUACUUUGUCUAGGCAGCUACUGGAGAGGGCCAAAGCUCUUUGUCCUGUGAGGACCUAAACCUUUUUACUGCUGUGAUUGGGCAGGGUGAGAGU